AUAGAUGGAUAAAUAUAUCUAUACGGUGUAACGUGUAUGGAAACGGUAGCGUAUUGUCAACAUCUUCUUGGCGUACAGUUGUACAGAUGUUCGUCAACAUUGGCCAAUCGGUCUAAUCAUCAUCGCCAACGACGACGAAAACUGAAUGCCGCCUUAAGUGACUUUGGAUUUGCCAUGAGAGAUCUGACUCUCAGACGAAUCACCGCCAAUAGAGUCAUCAUCAACCUUCGAUCUCAUCAUCAUCGUCAUACCAACACUACAACGAUGAGCAAAUCAGGUGACGAGUCACUGGCGCCGAAGGUGGAGGCGGAGAAGAAGCAACCGGAAGAAGCACCGCCGCUUCCGCCGCCGCCGGAGAAGCCGUUGCCGGGGGAUUGUUGCGGCAGCGGAUGUGUUCGAUGCGUCUGGGACAUCUAUUACGAAGAGCUCGAGGAUUACAACAGUCUUUGUAAAAGCAAUUCUGAUUCCAAAUCCAAUUCCAAGCCUUCUUGAAAUUUGACCUGUUACGGUGUAAGUUUGGAUUACAGGUCUGUCUAAUAAUAUUUAUUAUUACUGAAUUUUAUUGUUUUUGUGUAUUGGUGAUGAUUUUUAGGUGGAAUAUUUGUUGUUCACCCUAUAAAUAUAAUUCUAUUGUUUGGGGGAACUUGAUUAUUUUGUGUUUCUUAAACAGCUUUUGUAACAUCAAAACCUUGAUAAUUGAUUAAUUCAAUGUUGAAGAGGUUUCUAAUUCA
Molecule: messenger RNA, 731 nt
Organism: Cornus florida
Lineage: Eukaryota; Viridiplantae; Streptophyta; Magnoliopsida; Cornales; Cornaceae
Exons: 1
Coding region: 37-492 (151 amino acids)
Source: RefSeq, a predicted model, not a curated record